Messenger RNA from Arachis duranensis, 732 nucleotides. RefSeq lists its product as uncharacterized. Lineage: Eukaryota; Viridiplantae; Streptophyta; Magnoliopsida; Fabales; Fabaceae. Bases 13 to 651 code for a protein of 212 amino acids. The transcript has 2 exons. The record is from RefSeq and is a predicted model, not a curated record.
AGGAGAGAAGCAAUGUCAAAUAUUGGGUGUCCGGCGAGAAUGGAAGAAGGUGGAAGGUUGGAGGUGAUAGACAACGCAAUUCAGAAGCUGAUAAAAGAAAACAAGAACAAAGCAAUUUACAACGACGAAGAUCCUGAAACUGAAUACCAACUCGCUCUUCCCAAUCUUCUCUCUGCCGCUUCUCACUCUCAGCUUCAGCAGUUGGAGGUGUUGCAAAGAGAUGAUCCACUUCCUCAAUCCGAAGCUUCUAGCCCUUCGGGUUCAGAAGCUUCUACAAUCAUGAAAACAGAAAACAAAAACGCAGAUCCUUGCAAUGGAAGCACUGAAACUAAUGAGAUAGUGAAGGAGUUGAGGAAAAUAAAGAGACAGAAUUUUGUAACUCAUUGUCUUCUGUCAGUUAUGAUUGUUCUCACUGUGGCUUGGCAACUUUCAGAGGUUUCAAUGAUUAUGAAGGUGAAAGAUGGAAUUAACCAUCCAUUUAGGUCCUUUGGAAGUAUGAUCAAAGCAAUGGUCAAAGUCAACGCCCAAGAAGAUGACAACAACAACAAAGAACAAAAUGAUGAAUCUUCAUCGUCACUUGCUUCUCUCAAGUUGCCAGAGAUUCCUCAUAUGGAUGUAACAGAUUUAGGUAUCAAUAAUGGAAACCAAUGAAACUGGCUACUCAUUCUGUCCACUAAUAAAUAUCAAUGUUGUUUCAAAUAUUCUUUUUUUUAUAUUUAUGUCACAAAUAUU